CUACCGAACUCAAGCGAUCUACCAUCUGUAUUGUUUAUUAGUACAACAACUAAAUAUAUGUAAUCAAUGGUGGCACCUUGUAUUUCCACACAUCGUCACAUCAACAUCAACACUUGUCAGUUGUUACUUGUUAGUUCUACGUCUACCUUCCAUGGUAGUGGUAAUGUAGUAUUGUGCGUGUGCCGAGUCGUAUGACGUAUAGUCUAUAGGUGCCUAGAGCGCACGUGCGUUUUCUUGAACUUCAACGAUCGGCAACUAGCAACCUCUGUUAGUUUACCGAGAAUAUCAAAAACUUUACAAAAAUUAAAACUCAAUUGACGUUUCUUAUCAAUUUUGGUGAAUGAUGAAUAAUAACAGUAUGUCUAAUAUAAAUAAAUUUUCAUUAAUAACAUCGAACAUUCCUGUUGACUUGGCAUUUGAUUUCAUCUCCAAAAUUGACGUACAGCAGUGUUUAGAAUACCUUACAGCAUGGUAUUGUAAAGUGGGCUGUAUCCAAUUAUUUGACCAAGAGAAAAUUUUAAGUCUGGAUACAAUACUAAAUCAGGAUUUAUUAAUAAAAGUAAUAGCAAAAUUGCCAACAGUAGAUUGUGAGGAUUAUAAACUUCAAAAUGAUAUGGAAAAUCAAUUUCAUCAAAAACUUAUUGCAUUGUAUAAUUUCAAUAUUAAAAAAUUUCUAAUUGAUUUUAAAGUACAAAACAAUUAUGCUAAUUUGGCUCGAAUAAUUUGUAAAUAUUCAAAUAAACCAAUUAUGUUUAAUUUUAAUGUACCAACAUUAGAAAAUGCUUGGGACUCUUGGAAUACUUUUAGGAACAUGACUGGUUAUAGUUUACAAAUUGGCAUAGUUUUAUGCCUCACUAAAUAUGUACCAACUCAUGAUGAGAUAAAUCGGUGGAUUGGUGAACCCAUAUGUGCUUUAUCUGUUAGUACAAAUCUUUUUAUUUUAAACAAAAAAGGAUAUCCUGUACUUAGUGAAGAUCAUGAAACUAUUUUGAAAAUAGCAAUACAACAAAAAUGGACAAUAAUUUUAUCAGGCGAACCAUUACCAAAUAUGAAAGAUUAUUUUUAUUAUAUAAUAUUUGUUGCUAAGAACAUUAAUAUUCCAUCUCCAAUAUUAGAGUGUGAUGAUCUUCUACAACUGCCCUUACAACCACUAAGAGAUAAUCUUAUGUCUUGUGUGUAUCAUGUAUUUGAACAAGAUCCCAUUAAAUAUACACAAUACCAAAAAGCAAUAUAUUUAGCAAUUAUAGACAAAGAGGUAAAAAAUAUUGUUAUAGCUGUUAUUGGUGCUGGUCGAGGUCCUCUAGUUAAAGCCAGUUUGAGAGCUGCAGAUUUAGCAGCCGUUAAUGUUAAGAUAUAUGCAGUUGAAAAAAAUGAAAAUGCCAUACCAACACUUCUUAUGUAUCAAAAAAACGUUUGGGGCGAAUCUGUUGAUGUGGUGUUUAGUGAUGGACGAGAGUGGGAUCCACCCGAAAAGUGUGAUAUAAUGGUGUCUGAACUUCUAGGAUCAUUUGGUGAUAAUGAAUUGUCACCUGAAUGCCUAGAUGGAGCUCAGAAAUGUUUAAAAGACGAUGGUAUCAGUAUACCUUGUGAAUAUUCAUCCUAUUUAAGGCCUUUAAUGUCACAUAAAUUAUUUAGUCAGACUAUAAAAAAUGAAGCCAUCGAUGAGUCAUGCUUAUCAAAUUCAAAAGAUGCUGCAUUUGAACAGUCAUAUGUCGUUUUACAGCCCAAUAGUUAUAAGCCAACUAAAACCAAAAAAUUGUUUACAUUUAAUCACCCCAAAAAAACAUUAGAAAGCAAUGCUCGGUAUAAAUGCCUUGAGUUUGAAAUAACUUCUAACAUGCAAUUGCAUGGUUUUAGCGGCUAUUUCGAUGCAGUACUGUAUAAAGACAUUAUGAUAAGCAUAGAACCAUUAACUGAGAGUAUUGGUAUGUUUAGUUGGUUCCCUAUUUAUUUUCCAAUCAAAGAUACCAUGCUAGUUAAAUCAGGUAGUGUUAUAUCUGUUCAUUUUUGGCGGUGUUGUGAUGAAUAUAAAGUAUGGUAUGAAUGGUGCGUAUCUUCUCCAAACCAAACACCUAUUUAUAAUUGCCAAGGAAAAUCAAAUUCUAUAAGACUGUAACUUAUUAAAUACUUUAUUUUUAUUAUAUUUGUAAUAUAUUUAUAUUGUUGACGGAUGUUGAUCUUUUAAAUUUUAAUAGUCAAUUUUUGCUAUUUUAAUGUAAUAAUUAAAUUUAAACAUAUAUAACUGAAUAUAGUUAUUCAAUAAAUGUCAUUAACUAUUUAUUAUAUUA
Aphis gossypii (cotton aphid) is the source of this 2288-nucleotide messenger RNA. RefSeq names its product protein arginine N-methyltransferase 5-like. The coding region runs from base 341 to 2116 and encodes 591 amino acids. Gene Ontology annotation, cellular component: nucleus; cytosol. Gene Ontology annotation, biological process: regulation of DNA-templated transcription. The record is from RefSeq and is a predicted model, not a curated record. Lineage: Eukaryota; Metazoa; Arthropoda; Insecta; Hemiptera; Aphididae. The transcript has 2 exons.